Molecule: messenger RNA, 7566 nt
Organism: Effrenium voratum
Lineage: Eukaryota; Dinophyceae; Suessiales; Symbiodiniaceae
Source: the annotation of a GenBank genome assembly
AUGAAUGUGGGCAUUCCCAACCGGCGACCGGCGCAGCCAACUCAAAAUGCGGCGGCUACGCGCCCAAGGUCGCCGGAGACCAAAGCCAAUACCCGCGCACGUUCACCGGCUUUAGGCAAAGCUUCGGCCAUUCCAAGUGGCACGCGACCUUCAGUUGCAUCAAGCAACGUCUCGACCGGAGUGGCAGGCCUGGCGGGUGCAUCACUUGAACAAAUGACAGCCAGGGGGCAGCAACCCAAUGUACGUCGUGUCCACAGCUCCACAGUCGAGGAGAUCCGCCGCAUCGACGCGAACCGCGAGCAGCGGCGGCGCCAGGCAGAGGAGGUGCGGCGGAACCGGCAGGAGGAGCAGGCAGUUCUGUCUGCGCAGUGUGGUGGACAUGUUCCAGACAUCGACUUCCAUCGCAUGAUCCACAACUUUCGGCAGCAGUGUCCUCAAGCUGUGUCCUUCGAGCCACUGGACCCUUCAGUCCCUGAGGGCAUCGUUGUUUGUGUGCGGAAGCGGCCCAUCUCGCAGCCGGAGAUCACCAAUUGCGAGCUGGAUUGCGUGACAGCCUGCAAUCCGUACGCCAUUAUCCAUGAGAGAAAAUUCAAAGUAGAUGGUAUCACCAAAUGCCUGGAAUCACACCAGUUUGAAUUCGACCACGUCUUCGAUGAGGACUGCAGCACCGACGACGUCUACCGCACCGUGGCCUCGCCUUUGGUGCCCUGGGCCUUGGCCACCGCCGGCAGGGCCACGCUCUUCGCCUACGGCCAGACGGGCUCGGGGAAGACCUUCACCAUGACCGGCAUCCAGCGGCUGCUGACGGAGCAGAUCUUCGAGCAUGUUCGACAGUAUUCUCACUUGGACCUCGCAGUGUCCCUAUCCUUCUUCGAAAUCUAUGGUGGCCGACCUUAUGAUUUGCUCAACAACCGGGCAAAGCUGGAAACCUUAGAAGACGCCAACAACGAGGUGCAGAUCGCAGGCCUCGUGGAACGCGGAACCUCGGGCCCGCAGGACAUGAUGCAGUGCAUCGACCUGGGGAACUCGGUGCGCACCACGCAGAGUACUGCCAUUAACCGGGAUUCCUCCAGGGAUGCUUUCAUGUCCCGAUGUCCGGCAAAGACCGUGAUGAUAGCAUGUAUCUCUCCCGGGAUGACCUCAGCGGACCACAGCGUCAACACCUUGCGCUACAGCGACCGCUUGAAAGAGCAUCCACGAGGAGGCAAAAUUGUGGAGGACGCCGACACGGCAGCCGGGCGCCGGCUAUCCACCGGUGUGGUCUCGCGCGAUGCCAAGAGCCCAGAGCGCAGAUACCAACGCCGGAGCCCAUCACCAAGCACAAAAGCCGAACGCGACCGUGCCAUGGGCGCAGCCUUCAGGGGGAGACCCAGCAAUCCACCUCCCGAAAAGGAAGAGACGCUGGCAGACUUGCCAUCAGAGGAGGAGCUUUUGGAUGAAGACGAGGAGGAGCACCUGGCACCUGCACCAGUGCCUACAGCCCCUCCAGCCAACUCCCAGGUGCCUCAGGCAUGGGCUGAGAGCCGUCAGUGGGAGGACAAGAUUGUGUCGCACCACAUGACAGCCCUGCAAGAGGAUGCCCGCCUUCUAACUAAGGAGAGCGAGCUACUAUCGCAGGUGCAGCAGGGUGCUGCUUGUGAUAUUGAGUGGUACGUGUCGGAAGUGGACAAGCUUGUGAGGAGGAAGUUAGACGUCUAUGUGAACUUUAUGGAGGACUUGGAGGCCUGCAAGGCUCAGCUGAGACGUGAGGAGGGCCGCCGCAGGCACGAGAACUCCGUGAACUCUGCGCCCUCCACCCUGAACAUGUCUCAAGCUUCGCCCAGGCCAGCAGAGCCAGCGCCCAAGGCGCCGCGCUCGAGAACAGGCGAAGGGCACCACCUGGGAGUUGCCGGGGCCCUGGGGCCCUGGGCCUCGAAUUCGGCCAGCGCGGAGCGCGAGGCCUUUUGGGCGGAUGUUGGCGCCUUGCUGGAUGCCAGUGCUGCGGCGGCCGGGGGCCAGUCACGGUGGCCCAACCUGCUUGUGACGGAUAGCGAGAACUUGUGUCAGGUGGCAGCACUUGGGCACAUCCGCAGCAAGUUGGCGCAGGCUGCUCGUUUGCGCGAGGGGGACCUAAUGACAGUUGUUUUGGCCGCUGACUUCGGUCACCUUUGCGGUGUGCUGAUCUCUGGAACCCCGCUACAGAAAUGCUGGGCGCUGUCUGCUGGCCCAGUGCAGGCAGAGCGUGAAAUCAGCUUGGCAUCCAGGGAUGUGAAGCUGCGGUGCGGUGUCUUCGUGCAGCGCCACAAACUGGUGCGCAUUGGUGACAGCCAGGAGAGUGACAAGCCUGUGGAAGAGCCUCUCUUUGGUGCUCGCUGCAUGGCCCUUUUUAGCGAUGGCAGGUUUGCUUACUGUGCUGUUUCUCCAGAUGGCUCCCGCAGUGUUGAAGCGGCGGGAAAGUGGGAAGUGAUCAAUGGUCAGGUUGUGCUGCGUGAUGGGCAGAAUGUUACCGGGGGUCAUCUUCGGCUCAGCAAGUUAGCGGCAAGGCCGGUGCCAGAUGUUCGCUAUGAGGAGCUCAUUUAUGUGUCACUGGAAGAGCUGGAAGCGGACUUCGAGGCGAUCACGCUGGCAGAAUGCAUUCCACGAGGUGGACACCUGCUUCGCUUGCAGCUGCUGGAGGAGGGUAUUGCGACUUUGGGUGCUGCUCCCAGUGCUGCUCCCGGCCCUGUACCCACCGAAGCGACUGUGUUGACAAGUGCGCUUGACUCCACAUUCAACGCCGCAUGGGACACUACAAGCCCUGCCCCACUGGAAGCAGAAGCGCAAAAGCCAGCUGAAAGCCCAAUGCCUCCAGAGCCACGUACCUAUUUCUUGCGCACGCCAAUCCACGCUCUGCUGAGUUUGGCAAACCCAGCUGCGGAGCAUGCGGAAGUCUCAGAUGAGAGGGCAGCUCCAAGACUUCUUGGGAUGCAGCGCGGCAUUACAACGUCCCUGCCAGCCUCUGGUGACAUGUGGGACGAGCCUUUCAGAAUCAGCCCUCUGCAGCUAGGUGAGCCCACUGGGCUCCUACCUGGAGCCUUCAGGCUGCCGAGCGGUUACAAGUUGCCGCCUGACGAUGGCGUAACGAUGACCUUUCCUACGUGCUCCAUCGAGCCAGGCCUGUACCGCUUUGAGCUUGGGCAGCCAAAGGACUACUCCUACAAAAAGCUUGAGAUGAGGCUUCAUGUAGAUGGCAAGUGCGACUACAAAGAGGAGAUGCAAGGCAGUUCUCUUCGGGCAACGCCAAACUCGGCAGUUUGGCGAGUAGAAUCGAACCUUUUGGUGCUGGACUCUGCGAAGACCUCGCCUGGCUUCAUGCUGCGCGAAUCCCGUGGCAACAAGAGCAUGGAGAGGAAAGUUAGCCGCAUCGACAUUCCGAUUUCGUUCGUCCUUGGCAGCUGCAGCUGCACACCCUGGUCACAGCGACUCAGGCCUUUCCCACAGCACCUGCCGCAGCCCGAGUCGCACCUUGUCUUUGGUGUGGUGGACCCGGAUUCGCCCGCGUUGCGUGGUCUUCGCUGCCGGCCGGACCGCCUGCCGUAUCACGCUUUCGAGCGAGAGCUCCGGCUUCAAGGCCUGCCUGUGGAUGAAAUCCUGACCGACUUUCGCUUUGUCGACCGUGACUCUGAUGGCCUAGUAUCAGUGGAAGAUAUGCGACGUUUGGAAACCUAUGGAAGUCCUGUGGCUGCUCCAGAGGUGCUGGAAGACUUGCGGGAGGCGUUGGUGAAGAACUUUGGUAAUUUGACCUCGGCCUUUGAGGCUCUCAGUGCGAGAGCUGGCGCUGGCCGGGUCACUGCAGAGGAGUUCGAUGCCUUCAUCGGCACGUUUGAGGCGACCCUGGCCACGGAGGCCCUCUCCGGGCGCCAGCCGCAGUUCUGGCUGAAGUCUAAGGCUCCAGCACCCAAAUGUAACGACAAGAAGCUCGUGAACUCAGAGUCUGACAAGUUCCUGGCCUGCCCAAAGGAGUGCCCGGUUUAUGCCGAUGAUCGUGGAGAUGGUGUGGACUGCAACUUCGAGUGUGUGGAAGCAACGCCCAAGGCAUGCACGGCAGUGAACAAGUUUGAGCCGAUUCCUGACAAAGAGAUGGGCAUUUGCCGGGCCUGCAUCAUCUACGGCUGCGCUGAGUGCAAAACGGAUGGCACCGACACCUGCGCCAGGUGCGACAGUGGCUACUCUGUGAACGCCAAAGGCACCUGUGACAACGACAACCGCUACUACUGGUAUGCCCUGUUCGUUGUGCUCGGCGGGGUCACUCUGUUCAUCGUGGCUUGGAUCGUGGACAUUUGCACCCGCCCCAUCGUCAACGCAGAUGGCCUGAAGGGAGCCUUGGACUACCGCUCCCGAUCCAAGGUGCGCAUGCCUAAAUCCUCCAAUGAUGACGAGGGUCGCGAGCUUUACCCCUUGGACACCAACCUGUUGAAGGAGAGCGUCGCUGGUGUCGGCGUGACUCUGCACUUCAACUUCCAGCUCUUCCUGAUUGUGUGGUCUUUGGGCAUUGCCGUGGGCUGGCUGCUGCUGUCCCUGUCUGUGGAUGAUGCCCUCUUGAUCCUGGGGACACGCAGGGCAAAGACUGCACGACAGAAUUGCAUCCUGGUGGCAUGGGGCUUCGAGACGCAGCAGCGGCUCAUGUGGACCAAGAUCGACUUCGUGGUCGUGGUUUACCUGCUGACGGUUCUGGGCUGCGUGCUCUUCGGCAUCCGUCAGCUGCGGCUCUUCCAGAAGGUGGACAUGCAGAACUCCACGCACAAGGACUACGCGGCCCGCAUCCGCAACCUGCCGCUCCUGGACGGCACGACACCGGUGGAGGAUGAGCUGAAAGAGCGAAUCCAAGAGGCGACUGGCCAGAAAGUGGUGGGUGUCUCGGUGUGCUGGGACUUCCAGGAACAUGAGGAAGAACUCUUGGACCUCCUGCAGAGUCAGCUGGUGGAGAAGGAGUUGGAGCUCCUUCCCAUGCCCCAGCGAGAGGAGGAACCUGAGGAGCCGCAAGGCUUCUUUGCCCGCAUGGAGCGCGCGGCACUGGCAGCAGAUGCGCAGAAAGUGGUCGCCACAGGUGAGAUGACCGAGGAAGAGAAGCAGAAGGCCCUUGAAGAGGCCGCACAGGCUCAACCCGGCGAGGAAAUCAUCGAGGAAUGCAAGGAGGUGGAUGUCAUCGGAAUCCUGAAGAGCAUCAAGACCUGCCCUGAUGCCUACGCAAUUUUCGAGACGGAGACCGCUCGUGACGCAGCUGUGGAGGCCACUGUUGCCAGUGGUGGGGUGGAGUUCCAUGGCAACACGCUGAAGAUGAACGCCUCGCGCGUGGAGCCGCAGACGGUGAAGUGGCAGAACUGCGCCAACACGGACCUAGUGGUCAAGGCCAAGCGCGUGGCUCUCGGUAUGUGCAUCAUGCUGGCGGGUUUGGGAGUGUGGGUCGUGGCCUUCUACUUGCCCUACGCGUGGUUCUCGCUGACCUUCAACUACUCCUACGGACAGGAGCCCGGGUUUGUGGCCGGCAUGACUUUCUCCAUGGUCGUGGUGGCGGGCAACGCACUGAUGUAUUUGGUUUGCAGCGAAGUGGCCGACCGCACCAGGUUCAUCUAUAUCGAUGACCGCGAGGUUUGCUACAUGCUCCUGUACUGCUUUGCUUGCGUCUUCAACGUGGCCCUUGACUUGAUCACCACCUACAUGGUGGCGUACCGCAUCAACGUGGGGCUCCACAUGAAGACCUAUGACGGCACCCUGCUGCAAAACUUGCAGUCCUUCUCUGACCGCUUUGAGUCCUACGCGAUGCAGCGCACACUCGCCAACAACCUGUACGCGUACGCAUUCCCCGCCACCUUCUUAAUCCCUUUCUUGAUCGAGCCAGUGGCAACCAUCUACGCCCCAUACAAACUGAUGAUGAUGAUCGUCCGCACUCAACCCAACAUGAAGGGUUUCAUGGCUGAGAACUUGCUAGGCAGUCUUGUGUUCGAUCUGUCUCGCUACGCCGACCUCCUGCUUGACGCCAUGAUUGCGGUCCUGAUCUUCUUCUUCCCUGGCGGCUUCAACAUUCAGAUGUUUCUGGGCAUGGCGCUGUCGCACGUGUACAUCUACUUCUUCGACCACUACCGCGUGCUUCGCUCCAUUCAGAGUUGCAGCUACACGGACCGCAUGGUUGAUUGGUGGUCCCAGUGGCUGAUGUGCAUCCCCUGCGGCUGCAUGAUGGCUUGCUUCGUCUUCAAGGCCAACUGCCAGCCAGGCUACUUCUGCCUGGAAGGUGAUGAGAUGGUCGCGGCUUGUGCAGCAGCCUUCUUUGCGCACAUCGCGCUGCACACCCUGCUGCUGCGCUAUGUCGUGCCCAAGUUCGGCCUUGUCGGAGAGUCCGACGGCGCAGACACCAACACCUACGUUGCUUGCUCCAAGCGCUUGCCGUGCUCGUGGUUCACCUCCAACCCUGUGUUCUGCCUGCGGUCGCAGUAUGUCUACAAGCACAGCCCUCCGUGCACCUACUACCUCCCGGGGAAAGAGCACCUCAUCGAGCAGAACGUGGAGAUCGGCCUCUACUUCAAGGACUGCCCUGCCAAGGAGGAGGACUAUGACGCCCCGCAUGUAGACACAGAAGCGUUGAAGGCUCAGAUGAAGGAGAUGCACGGCAAGGUUUCCGGGCACAUGGAGGAGUUCAAGGGCAAGAUGACCAGCCAAAUGGAGGAGAUGAAGGGCAAGGUCUCCGGCAACUUGGAGCAGCUCAAGGGCAAAGUCUCCGGGCACUUCGACAAACUCUUGAAGAAGGACGGCCCAGAUGGCCCGGAUGGAGACGCCCAGGGCUCCGGAGGUGACCGAGGCCAAGGAUUGAAGGACUGGGCGGCAAAGAGUGACGAGGACACACGGGCUUCGGUCUUCGCAACUCUUUGCCCCUGCGAUGGAGACGCCAUCGACCUGGCAGACUUCCUGAGUCUGAACCUGCACUCAGCGGUGCUUGCACUGAGACGUUUGGAGCACUUUCAGGGCUGGCUGUUUGAACAGUUUGGCCAAAGCGGCGAAGUUUUUCGGAAGGUGUUCAAGGCGCUGGGCCCAAGCGAUGGGAAAGGCGUGAGCCGCAAGGCAUUUGUCGAAGGGGUCAAGGCACUGGGCUAUCCUUGUGACGAUCCGCGGGUGAUGCGCUCUGUGUUCUCGCUGUUGGAUCGUAACUUUGACGGUGAGGUCUCAGCGCGCGAGUUCCAGAAGCUGCUCGAAUUCUGCGGCGAUGAUAUUCUCCGAGACGUGGAGGCUCUGAAGCGAUUUGCCGACACCAUGCUGGGAGGGGUGGAGGCAGCCUUUGCAAAGUUCUUGGACCGAGAGCGAAUCCUGCAAGGGCUUCCUGCUGCGCCCAAGACCACUGGUUAUGACGCUUUUCACAAGGUCUGUGCGCAGGCUGGCUUUAGCAAGCUGGCACCCAAGGCGGACAUGAAGAUGCUCUUCCUUUUUCUCCUUGAAGUCUCGGGAAGACAGGCAAGCGGCUACCUAAGCUUCAGCGAGUGGUCCUUGUUGAAGGGGUUCAAUUCAAAAGCAAUUUCUGGCAGUCCGACUCCGGCGCAUUGUGCAGGAGGCAUAUGGUAG